AUGGCCUCCGUCUUUGCCAAGCUCGACGUCGACGGGAACGGGGAGACCAAGGAUAUCGUAGUCUCUGACGCAUCCCGCCUCACCAACUACUACCUGGCCGCGUACAAAGACUUCUACGGCUUGCCCAGCAACCCUCCCUGCAUCUACAAGUCGGGCCCAGCCUGGCAUGAACGCACGGGCCCGGAAUCGUAUCGUAUCACUCGUGAAGCUCGCCCUGUCUACGACCACCCCAUUGCCAACCAAUGGCGCGCUUUCGGCACGAGCAUCUACCAGUUCCUCGACUCCCAGAGCAUCAAAUGGACUUCGAUCGACCCCGUCGCUUUUGCCGAAGAGGGGGAGGUGAAGCCGUUCUGCCCACUCCUUAUGUGGAUUGGGGUCUAUCCAGAGUCUCUCCUCUACAACGCUGCCGUGGCUGCGGCUGAGGCCAUCAAGGAGAUCCUCGCUCAGGCUGGUUUCCCCAAAAUCGAAGUCGCCUUCCGCGAGUCGGUCGUCACCCGGUCUAUCGCUCCGGGCCCCAAGUUGCUCCCCUUCAACCCUCUUCGCGACCCCGUCCCUGAACUCCUCAAGCCCUUCACGCCCACGCUCGGCCUCUCCAUAGCGCCGCUGAGGACGCCGUACUACGAGGGCACAGGUGCCCUAUACCUCCGCGUCAGCAGCGCCGACAAGCGCACCCUCCUCCUCACCGCCGCCCACGUUGCUCAUCCUCCUCCCGUGUUCGCCAACACGGGCAUGUCGCGCAGGCGCAACAGCCAGGCUGCCGAGGAGAUUGUUGCGCUUGGAGACAAGGGCUACAGCAACGCUGUCACGAGCAUGUUGAGUGCGAUCGGUGACCUUGCUAGCUCGAUCGACAUCUGGAACGACAAUAUUGCCAGGCUGCCCGAGCCUGCCGAGGGCGAGGAGGAGGAUGAGGACACGGCCGACAAGCGCCAGGAGUACCUGGACCUGGUGAACAAGGCGAACAAGAAGAUCGAGAAGAUAAACAAGCUUCACGGCGACGUCACCCGGUUUAGGACGACCCCGGAGCAGCGCACCAUCGGUUUCGUCCGCCACGUCGAACCCAUUGCCGUCAGCGACGGACCCCACCAGUUUACCCGCGAUUGGGCGUUGAUCGAACUCUACGAGGAAAAGAUCGACUGGGGCUCAUUCAAGGGCAACAAGGUCUAUAUUGGUGGGAACCUCUCGUCGUCCGACUACGGCAAGAUCAUGUUCCCACGACCCGAUGACCAGGCCGACUACAAGUACCCGCGCGACGGUCUCCUCCAGGCCUACGGUAUCGUGAAGGACAAAGAGAUCCGCUCGCCCCAGCACCUCGACUCCAACGGCUACAAGUGCCUCCACGCGGUGAAGAACGGCCUGGCCACAGGCACCACGGUAGGUCGCGUCAACGGGUUGGACUCGUUCACUCGCAUGUACAGCGAAUACGGCAUCGAACAGACGUCCGUCGAGGUAGCCGUCCUGCCUUACGACAGAAAGAGGGGCGCCUUCUCUUCCCCCGGAGAUUCUGGCGCCAUCGUCCUCGAGAGGGGCGGCGGUAUUGUUGGCAUGCUCACUGGCGGUGCCGGCGCGACUGAAGAGACCGAUACCACCUACCUGACCCCGUACUGGUGGCUCGACGAGCAGAUCAAGAAGAUACUUCCUGGCUGCUACCUCUACGACGUCGUCCAGUAG
Molecule: messenger RNA, 1668 nt
Organism: Coniophora puteana RWD-64-598 SS2
Lineage: Eukaryota; Fungi; Basidiomycota; Agaricomycetes; Boletales; Coniophoraceae
Exons: 2
Coding region: 1-1668 (555 amino acids)
Source: RefSeq, a predicted model, not a curated record